Molecule: messenger RNA, 3135 nt
Organism: Mytilinidion resinicola
Lineage: Eukaryota; Fungi; Ascomycota; Dothideomycetes; Mytilinidiales; Mytilinidiaceae
Exons: 2
Coding region: 325-3045 (906 amino acids)
Source: RefSeq, a predicted model, not a curated record
GUCUCUCUUCACCGCCAUACCUUCUUUCGACUACCUUUCUUUCUUCGAUACAGCCUCUCCCUUUUGUUCCGACCUUCUGCAUCGCUCCCGCGCUUUCGCCCACGACGACCUCGCCGCUCUGGAGCCCCUCCUGCCUCGUAUCCUUCUCCGCCUCCUCCGGCUCCACGUCCACCAGCUCUCCCGGCGCGCCUUUCCCAAAUGUGCACAGCAUCAUAGAUCGCCGGCAUUCUGCUGCCUUUGAGCUCCCUUGCCCGCUGCCGCCGUCGCUGCCUUUGAGCUCCCUUGCCCGCUGCCGCCGUCGCUGCCUUUGACCACAUUUCCACCAUGCGGCCUCUCCGCCUCCUGCUUUCUCUCGCGUCCAGCGUCAUAGCCAUAACUCUACUAUUAUACAUCAGCUUCGGCGCCCAGUCUCCCCAUCAAUCUCCAAAUGUCCAGCCGACCGUCAAGAAGAGCAAGCUACGUGCUCUCUUCUCCUUCACCUCGCCGUCAUCGCUCUUCCCCCCCUCCGCAAUCAUCAGCCUCACCGAUGACAACUCGACCUUCUUCCUCGCUCGCCCUGCCGCUUUUGGACCACUGCUGCCCUCCAAAGGCCUGAGUGGUCAGCUCUGGAUUGGAAGUGGAUUUGGGGAUGAUACAAUGGGUCGCGGUGGCAUGGCUGCCGGAGCCGAAGGUGAACUUGGCUGCAGCGAUGUGCCAGGAUGGAGUGACGCCGAUCAGAACUCAGCCAGCUCUGACGCCCGUGUGGAUCCCAAGCGGAAAUCUCUCGGUACAACAACUGCGAGUGAUGGUACAUCUAGCUCCAAAGCCGACAAGCUAAAACGAGACAAAGAGCCAGAGCUAUCAGACGAAGCCAAGUCAGACGACAAUGACGGCACUGACGACCACCUCCAUCAUCCGCUUCCGAACUCGGAAAUGCCCAAGGAGCAUGGAUCAGUUGAAGGCGUCAAAGCCUCCGAGCAUGCAGAUAUUCAGUCAUUACAAGAAGGAGCCGAAAUAACAGGGAAGAUUGUCCUGCUGAGCCGUGGUGGCUGCGGCUUUUUGGAGAAAGUCAAGUGGGCUCAACGGCGAGGAGGUGUGGCCCUCAUUGUGGGUGAUGAUGUCCGAGGAGGUGCUUUGAUCCGGAUGUACGCCCACGGAGACACUUCAAACAUCACAAUCCCUGCUUUGUUUACUUCACAUACCACUGCCCACCUACUUUCAUCCCUGAUACCCUCAGGAGGUCUGAUGGAGGACCUAUCUUCGGAAGAUGCUGCAAAACCGGGUAUCACUGGAGCACGUCAACCGCCGAAGAAGAACGAUGGAUCACCAGGCAAAAAAGGAAAAGGGGACCGUCCGACAUUUACACGCACCGCUGAAAAAGCAGUGCAUACUUCGAAAGCUAAGAAGCAGAGCAAGAAUUCUCAUCUAACACCGCUUUCUAAGGGUGUCGAUGAAAUAGAAGAGCGCGUUGGGUGGUUCCGCUCGCUUCUUGCAGCUCUUGGGCUUGGAAGUGGUGGCCAUGCAUCGUCUUCAGGAGACAGCAGAAGACCGCCAAGCAGUGGAAAUCUGAACUGGGUUCAGGUGGAGGAUUGGACCGAUGAUGUCCCAACGAAGAAAGCAACCAAGCCUUCACGCAUCGCGAAGCCCUUGCUCCAAAAGCCCACUGCGACCAAGGCUGCUGAUGAUUUUGUCAUUGGUGUUCAAGACUGGCGCGAUCCCGACCUACUACCGCAGACAACAGCUAUCAACCACCGCCCAGAUGCGAAGAAAACGAAGCAAGAAUCGGAGCCCCUAGCAGGUGGCAAUGUCAUGCCUGGCAGCGGAGAAUAUGAGAAGGAAAGCAAACCUCAUCCCGGCGGCUCUAAUCCGGACGAGAACGAUCCAGGUUGGCUCAGUAGCUUCCUUGGUGACCAUGGCGAUGAUGACAGCUCGCGGCCAGUGCCGUCAAAGAGGACCAACGAGUACCACUUGCCACUACACACGAAAGCAGCAGAAUCCAACGCCCACACGAAGGAUGAAAACGAUAAUACAGGUGACACCGAGCCUCACGAGGGGCUGUGGGUAACUCUCACGCCCACGAAUAUGUCUUCGAGCCCCUUCUUCGAUACACUAUUAGUCCUCGUCGUCAGCCCGCUCGUUACUCUUACAGUCGUCUACGCACUUCUGCUUCUACGUUCCCGUAUCCGCCGCCGACGCUGGCGAGCACCAAAGUCUGUCGUCGAGAGACUGCCCGUUCGCACGUAUCACACGAUAUCAAGCGACGCCAACUCCGGGUCUUCUCCCGCGACAACACCAGCAUCAUCUUCACCAACCACUCCCCUUCUCCAACAUUCACAUUCUCGAAGAACCACUUCGCGCCCUCGACCGCGCUCUCGCACCACCUCCGAGGUCCCCGCAAGCUCCUCAUCCUUCCACCAACCACAUCAGCGUCCAACAUCCCCUGAAGAAGAAAAGCGGGAAGCCGGCCUUGCAGAAUGGCGACGCCGUUACGGUGGUCGCCAAAAGGAGUGCGUCGUCUGUCUCGAAGAGUACGUGGAUGGCGUAAGCCGUGUCAUGAGCCUCCCUUGCGGUCACGAGUUCCACGCCGAGUGCAUAACACCGUGGCUCGUAACCCGCCGCCGCACCUGCCCCAUCUGCAAAGGCGACGUCGUUCGCUCCCUCUCCGCCUCCCACCACGCGCGCCACGCCUCCCCCUCACCGGCCCCUUCUCUCUCCCGCUCUCCAUCCCAUCUCUCCCUCUUUCGCGACGACCUCUCGGACACAGACGUCCAAGCCCAAGCCGCCCAGACCCGCAACGAGUCUCCCUCCGCUUCUCUACCCGUCCCUGUCCCGGGCUUCGAGUCCCAUUCCCGCGCCGCGUACGAAGGCUUCCCGGAGUCGGACGUCGAGGCAGCGGGUUGGGCCGAGGACGACGACGAGCGAGACCGCGGGCACAGGAGCGACGGCGCCGAGAGCGGUGGAAGCAGUAUCCGCACCACGAUUUGGAGAGGCUUCGAAGCACUCCGGGGCGCCGGGGUGGGGCUGACGAGGAGAGCGGGGAGGGGAGGUGCGGAUCGGGAUCGCUGAUGGGAAUCUGCUGAACUCACCGACCCCGCUUGCGCACAGCGCUUUAUUUGAUACCAAUGCUUUUUCUUGUUUUUUGGCGUUUUGGGGAGU